This is a messenger RNA of Porites evermanni, 7464 nucleotides long. The record is from the annotation of a GenBank genome assembly. Lineage: Eukaryota; Metazoa; Cnidaria; Anthozoa; Scleractinia; Poritidae.
AACAGUACAAAGAGAGUAGCAAACGAAACCUCAGUGGAGUGCGGUCUCCAUGUCAAAGUCAGUGACUGGCUUCAUUUCUUUUAUCACCUGAUGAACUAUACAACGAUUCCAAUGUUAUUCUUCUGGCCGGCCAUUAUUCUUGUCUUGCCUGAUUUCCUUUUCACUUUUGAGGAUAAAGAAGACGCAGAAAAGGCUCGCGAAAAGACAGGCAAAGAAGAUAAGCAUCACAGGGUGGGGCUAGAAGAAUCAUAUGUUUUAAUAUCUAUGAGUGAGACGGAAGGAUCCUAUGGAACUUUUGGCCAAGAACCCUGCAUCGAAGGAAAUGUUUCAUGUUUUAAGAAGUGUUUAAACAGAAUAAUCUGGUGCGAAAAGUUUGAAGCUCUCCCUCCCCAACCACCACCUGAUUUGGGUCAGAAAACCAAUGACUCUAAACGAGAGAGCCAAAAGGUGACUCGUGGUGAAACAAGUACCCCUUCAACAUCUGAUCAAAGUGAUGUCAUCAGAUGUCAGAUUCCGGUGGAUGAUGUAAGCCCAAUAACGAUUAGGCGUCUGAUGCGCCAUUGUACAGAAAAGUCUUCAGUUUUUUGUUCUGACUACUCAAAGCUGCUUUUUCUUUAUUACAUAUUACUUUUUAUAAUUUAUUACUAUAAAUUGUUUUUUAGUAUGCUAUAUAAAGAUCAUGACUUGAGGAGGGCGAUUAAUUUACCAGGUGCUCGUGUUGAAGGUCAGUUAUCCGAAUGGUUCAGUAUAACCACGGUGUACUUUGAUUUAAAUCCUAUAAUAAUCAUUCCAGUUGGACUGUUCUUGAUUGUUUUACCCCUCAUCCUGAUAUUUUACAUCAAACCUUGCGAUCUUCAAGAUUCGUGUACAGAAUGUGGAAAGAACCCUUUCUAUCUUCGAACAGACAUACGUGAACAUCUACGGUCUGCACCCCGUCAGAUGGUUUCUGUGGCAAAGCCUUUAUUUACCGGCGGCUGUGUUAUGGCAUUGUUCAAGAAAACAGAUAAUUCUAAAUGCUCAGCAUUGGCUUCAGUGCCUUCUGUCCGCUACUUUCGAAUUCUCGCAGGUAAACUUAAAAAAUGCUUAAGUUGCAAAAAAUAUAGGAAAUCCGAGUACAUUUUCUGUCUUGAAUUUUGUUUAGUAUUCGGGGUGAAAUGGAUUUUGUUUUUCGUAUGUGGGCUGUUUUGUUCUAUUAUAUUAAGUGCGUGGUUUAUAGUAUUUUGGUGUGUAGGUUUGGGAUUUUUGAUCGCAAAUAAUGUGGUUUGUUUCGCGCUGACGCAGGGGAUAAUUCUAUUCUGGUAUUCACCAUUCUGGCGCCUUUUUUUGCUUGCAUGGCAUGUUAUUCGAGAACUUAACACAUUUGAUCCCUCGGAGAGACUGCUGGAGAAAAGACCUUGUUUAAGCUGUANCGGUCUGCACCCCGUCAGAUGGUUUCUGUGGCAAAGCCUUUAUUUACCGGCGGCUGUGUUAUGGCAUUGUUCAAGAAAACAGAUAAUUCUAAAUGCUCAGCAUUGGCUUCAGUGCCUUCUGUCCGCUACUUUCGAAUUCUCGCAGGUAAACUUAAAAAAUGCUUAAGUUGCAAAAAAUAUAGGAAAUCUGAGUACAUUUUCUGCCUUGAAUUUUGUUUAGUAUUCGGGGUGAAAUGGAUUUUGUUUUUCGUAUAUGUGGGCUGUUUUGUUCUAUUAUAUUAAGUGCGUGGUUUAUAGUAUUUUGGUGUGUAGGUUUGGGAUUUUUGAUCGCAAAUAAUGUGGUUUGUUUCGCGCUGACGCAGGGGAUAAUUCUAUUCUGGUAUUCACCAUUCUGGCGCCUUUUUUUGCUUGCAUGGCAUGUUAUUCGAGAACUUAACACAUUUGAUCCCUCGGAGAGACUGCUGGAGAAAAGACCUUGUUUAAGCUGUAUAGUCCAGCUGUUAUCGACCAAAAAUAUAGCGAAUUGUUCACUUUUAUGAUAAAAGCAUGAAACUUUGCCAGAUUAAAACCAACCCUAAGACUAACAUUUCUGGAUAUGGAGCCAAGCCAAAUUCAACACUGAACACGAGUACUGCGCAGGCCCUAAAAUGGCCUACAUGGAAACGAGGCUGACAGUGGAAAUGCUUCAAAAAUACCGGUUUUUAAGUGUUUUGGUAAAUAAAACUUGUAGAGAUCGUGGAAGAAGACAUUUGCUUUGCUGUCAUGUUAUCUUUGGUGUCACGUGACCCUUUCUUCCAAAUAUGGCGAAGUCGUUGUUGGGUGUCCUGUGCUGGAGCUGUCUUCUGUGCAUUUGUGCGUUUUAAGGGGUGAGAAUGGGUAACGAUUCCCACAAUUUUAAAUGAUAACACUCUUGCAACUAUUUUCCAAUUAUCAAGGGUUGGAUUUGUUUUCAUACAAAUGUCAAUUACCACAUGAAAACAAGGCAAGAAUCUUUUAAACUGUUUGAAAAGCGUGCAGUUAGUACUGCGUGCGGUCAUUUGGGGGUGGAUUCAGAUAACAUCGCAUAAAAGCUUGAACUGAUUAAAAGUUGUGAUUGUAUGGCACUCUGGCUAUUGUUUUCCAUCUAAAUGUAGAGCGCCGCUCAAAAACAAGGCAAAAAUCCUUUUGAUGAUCUUGGCUAGCCUCCAGUUUCUUGCCUCCACAUUCGGAUACUGCAUUAAGCUAUUUUAUUCUCCUUUCAACUAUUAACAAAGUCAAUUACAAGGUUCAGAGCUGAAUCCAGGAGGUGGCCCGGCCCAAAUAGUUCUCUCCUCUUAAUUUUUAAGAAAUGUCAGUUUUUGAGGUAAAAAUGAACAGGUCGUGCAGUAGCAAGCGAUCGUGCCUCCUCAUAUUUCUGUUUGUUAUGUCUAAAAAAAUAGAUGACAGGAUAGUCUUGUGAGGCCAUUUUUGAGAUACGCAAUUUAAAGCUACCAAAUUGAUAUUCCUUUAAAUUUUAUAUUAACACAUUAAAAUAUAAAAAAUAUGAUCAAUCUGAAUGUAAUAAAAAUAGGCAUGUUUCUCCCCGUUAAGGACAAGAAAUAAAGCCUUUCAAACUCAGCUCCCUAACAAUACGUCGAGUGCUUUCACAAAAAAAAAAACAAAGUUGUUGCCAUGUAUGUCCUCAAGGCAGAGUAUAUUUAAAGUGCAUGCUUUUCCCUUAUAAUUGACAGGAGCCAAUUGAACAACAACUGAGCUACUUGAAAUAGAUGAAGGAAUUAGCUUAACUUUACUCAUAUUUCUAACGGUAAUCUUUAAUAAUAAUAAUAAUAACAAUAAUAAUAGUAAUAAUAGUAAUAAUAAUAAUAAUAAUAAUAAAUACUUAUAUCGCGCCAAUAUCAAUAUUGCUAUUUUCACCAGCGCCUAAAAAUAAAAAUAUUUCAAAAAAAAUUACCACGACUGCAUAAAGUAUACAUGCAUAAAGUCAUGAACCUACCAAAAAGAGUUAAAACAAUUUUGUGAACACUAAAACUAUAAAAAUUACCUAGACUACUUAAAUCGUAAAAAACUGCAUAAAACCUACUAAAAACUAGAUUAAAAAGCACAUAAAAGCACAGCUUUCUGAAAUAAAAACGUCUUUAGUGUCUUUUUAAAAGAUGCUACUGAGGGGCUACUCCUUAUCGCGUAGGGCAAUGAAUUCCAUGGUUGAGGAGCAGCAGCAGCAAAAGAUGCGGUGCUUGAAAAAUUUCUCAGAUAAAUUACAAUUUAGACACACGAGCUGUAGGCAACUACAAUACCAUUCGAUUGAAAGAGAAUUUUCGAAUAAUUUUCACAAAAUUACCAUGUAUGAUUUGAGCAUUUCAAGUCAUUGUACUAGACGUGAUGCAACACUAAGGCGGUACACUUUGCGUCCAAAGAGCGCUCGUUAUCUUAUAAUUAGGGAAAGUUUAAAAUUCAAUUAUCGACUUCUCGGUUAAUGUUUUUCAAUUUAGGAAAGUGUACCUCAUAUGAAAGGCUCAUAACCAAUUAUAUUGGAACAACUAUAAUAUUUUAAAAUGGUACAGAAAUGAAAUCCAUGGUCGUGUACUCAUUUAAGCCGAGAAAAAUGUUAUCUUUUUCUACCACAAAAGUUGAUAAUGUCAACGUUUUGUGCAUCUAUCCAGCCACAGAGAAGUUGACCUUUUAUGCGACAAAAAGUUCCAAAUCAGAGAAAAAUAGCCAAACAUCCAACCAUUAGAGCUGGUUUCUAUCGCUAACUUUACACCCACAAGUGAAUUUUCUACUACAGACAUCAAAGGGGAGUUAGGAGUGUAUCCUCAACAGACCAGUUAAUCAGAAACCAAUGAAAAUGGAAACUGAUGAAAAAUUUAAAAUGCUAAGGAUUUGCAGUGCGUAGGAAGAGAUUCGUAUGGGGUUUUGUGACAUGGGCGGCUUUAUUAUCCCACUCAAGCCUAAGAUCAUCGUUCUUAUAGCAGCCGUAUAUACAGCAUUUUAAUCUCUUCCACGAGCCAAUUAUUUCUGUAGACAGGCUGCUUGGGGUAUUUGGUGCCAUGUGUAAUUACAAAGAUUAGUUUCAGCUCAUACUCCGCGAGCUUCAUAUUGUUCAAAAUACUCAGCAGGCAGUGUACCGGUACCCGAUGAACAGCAGCUCAGUAACAGAACUGAGUUGAAAAGAAGGGUGUGGCUCAUUCAUUGCUCAUAUAACCACAAGUCAUCUUAUUCAAAAUGACGGUAGGUGCACCAAGUAACGAAUCUGUGUAUCCAUGUACGUGCAAAGCAAAACAGAAACACCCUUCUAAAAUCGGUGAAGAAUAAUAAUCGAAACAGUGAAAUCUUUCCAUGAAUAACAAGAUGAGAAUUCAAAUGGUGAAAUGAGAUUUUACUAAGGAAAUUUAUUCCGCAUACUUUAAAACUGUGCUGCACACAUCCCACCAAACAUAAGUUAACGCUCUUGCAUCUUGUUUGCAUAAACUGAAACAGGCUGACAAUUACUUCGUAGUCCAGACAUUUCAUAUUAGUUUGAGUGAUCAUCAACAGUUAAAUCAGAACCCAUUCCACCAAUGAGGCGAUGCUACUUAUUUUAGUUAUCCACGUAUAGUAUGGACGCCAAAGAAAAUGAUGUCAGUGUCACGUGGCCGUUGGGUCCUGAUCUAAGCUUGCAUUGGUGUUGAGAUCCCUGACAACAUUUGCCAACUGAAUGAAUGUGAUCGAAAAAUUUGUGGGAUAUGUUUCUUGAAAGAGAGAUUAAGGACAAUCGAUUUUCACGUAAUCAAUGCAAAUUCAAGCACAGUGAGAUACGCAAGCCCAUUUGAUUAUCGUAGAUCCCAUCACGUCGGACAGACAUUUUUUACCUUGCGUUUGCGUUAGCCUGCGUGCAAGCUCUCUCGAUUAACACCCCUCCCUCUUGCGUCUCCUUUUGAGUGUAGUUUGCACGUGACGUUUCACGAUAGCCCCAAAUAGACAGCUAGAUCGUAGGCUGCACUUGUUUUUUCCUGGUUGACAAGCGUUAGGUGCAAACAAAAGCGUUUGGGAAAAGAGUUAGUUGAAUUGGUUUUUUCGGCUUGCACUUGCGUUUGUUUAUCCAGCCCUCAUUAUCUUCAAUAAAACGAGGCAAGAAGUGAAAAAGAAGAUGAAGUGACCUUCAUAGUGUUUCCUCAACUCGAGUAGUGCUCAUGCAACAUACCUGUCGAGCAGUGUAUGAAUGGGAUAUGUGUAGAGAACAACACUUCUGAGGCAUACAAGUCUAAAGGUUUUAACUUUUACUAAGAGGUAUAUCGUGGCAGUCUGGCUAUGAACUCAUUAAAUGAAAGAAAAACUGCUUCUUUGGGACGGUGUCGAUUCACCAUUGGCAAAACUGGUGUACAACCUACUCUUAAGAUACAGUGACAUCUACAACUAUCUUGUGGAUACAACUAUCAGAAAGGGGGGCUCCUCAAUUCCUUAAAAAUGGCAUAUUUAAGGAAAAAGUCUAUGUCAUGUGACUUUCGAUUGUCGUCUGCGGAGAAAAAAACUCUGCAAAAACGCCGUGCGAUCACAAUUUUUGAUCAAUUCAGGCUUUUAGUCAAUGGUCUAUGAAUCCAACGCAAGAUGACGCACGCAGGGCUAACCGGAGGCUUUUCAAACCGCUGAAAAGAUUUUUGCUUCGUUUUCAUGUAAUGAUUUGCAUUUGUAUGGUAAAAAACAGCCCUUGAUAAUUGGACAACAGUUGCAAGAGUGUUAUCAUUUGAACUUGCCUGAAAAGGUGCCCCUUCUCACCCCUUUAAACACUCAAAUGUACAGAGGAAAGCCUCAGCACAGGACACCCAACAAUAGCCCGCCAUAUUUGGAAGGAGGGAUCACGUGACACCAAAGAAAGCAUGACAGUAAAGCAAAUGUCUUCUUCCACAAUAUCUACGACUUUUAUUUACAGAAACACUCAAAAAUGGUAUUUUAGAAGGAUUUCCACUAACAGCCUCGUUCUCAUGUAGGCCAUUUUAGGGCCUGCGCAGUGCUCGUGUCCAGUGUUGAAUUUGGCUUGGCUCCAUAUCCAAAAAUGUUAGUCUUAGGGUUGGUUGUAAUCUGGCAAAGUUUCAUGCUUUUAUCAUAAAAGUGAACAAUUUUGGUCGAUAACAGCUGGACUAGUACUUACAAAUGUUCCAUAGAAUGGUGUAAAUGGUGUUUCAAAAAAUGCAAACAGUAUCUACAGUAUGAAACUAAUAAACGUCCAGCAGCUGGUGAAAAUGGCAAUACACAUGCCGAACAAGGAAAUGAUUCAACAGAUCAUUCUAAUGCUGGAAAUGAAAAUACACAUGCCGAACAAGGAAAUGAUUCAACAGAUCAUUCUAAUGCUGGAAAUGAAAAUACACAUGCCGAACAAGGAAUUGAUUCAACAGAUCAUUCUAAUGCUGGGAAUAAAAAUACACAUGCCGAACAAGAAAAUGAUUCAACAGAUCAUUCUAAUGCUCGGAUUGUUUGUGCAGAUAUUUGGUCAUUUGUUUUAGCUUUCAUUUGGGCUUCAUUUGUGACUAUUGUAGCAUGUUUAAGCUGUCGAUUUGUUGCCAGAAUGACAGGGUUUGUAAUUGUCGGGCUGUUUUGGAAUUCAAAAGAGACCUUACCUUACAUAACUUUUUUAUAUGUGCUCAUGAACCACACAUCCCGUUGUUAUAGCAGUAUUCAGUCAAGGUACAAGGAUAUAAAAGUCAUGAUAUCAAAGCAACCGAAAAGCAAAGGCAGUGGCAAAAAAAUCGGCGAUAACAUUCCCCUCGAUCUGUUCUGGUUUGUCUGCAACGAUUGUAAGGUACUACCUCUGGUUGAUGAACUGUGCCUAAUGUUUGUAAGUGUUCUGGCAUUUGCGUUUGUUUUGUUUUUAGCAGUAGCUGCUAUUAUGUUUUUAGGCGAGGAAAACAGUGCUUUCCCGGAUGUAGUCACAGCAUUACUCCAAGCAGGUGCUAUAUUGAUAAGUGGCAAAUUGCCAGAGUGGGUAUUUAGAAAAUUUAUCAAAGAAGAACGUUUUAUCGACGAUGAAAAGAUUGAGAAACAGAAAAAGGUGAAAAAGGCUGUUAAGGAUUGGCACGAGACGAAUCCAGCUGGUGAGGUGUAA